Messenger RNA from Carlito syrichta (Philippine tarsier), 1227 nucleotides. RefSeq names its product propionyl-CoA carboxylase beta subunit (gene PCCB). Lineage: Eukaryota; Metazoa; Chordata; Mammalia; Primates; Tarsiidae. The transcript is spliced from 10 exons. The record is from RefSeq and is a predicted model, not a curated record. Bases 67 to 1029 code for a protein of 320 amino acids. Gene Ontology annotation, molecular function: propionyl-CoA carboxylase activity. Gene Ontology annotation, cellular component: mitochondrion.
GGAAAGCUAACUGCCAGGGAGCGGAUAGAUCUUUUGCUGGAUCCUGGCAGCUUUGUUGAGAGCGACAUGUUUGUGGAACACAGAUGUGCAGAUUUUGGAAUGGCUGCUGAUAAGAAUAAGUUUCCUGGAGACAGCGUGGUCACUGGACGGGGCCGAAUCAAUGGAAGAUUGGUUUAUAUCUUCAGUCAGGAUUUUACAGUUUUUGGAGGCAGUCUGUCAGGAGCGCAUGCCCAAAAGAUCUGCAAAAUCAUGGACCAGGCCGUGACAGUGGGGGCCCCCGUGAUUGGACUGAACGACUCUGGGGGAGCACGGAUCCAGGAGGGCGUGGAGUCCUUGGCCGGCUAUGCAGACAUCUUUCUGAGGAAUGUCACAGCAUCCGGAGUCGUCCCUCAGAUUUCUCUGAUCAUGGGCCCGUGUGCUGGUGGGGCCGUCUACUCCCCAGCCCUAACAGACUUCACGUUCAUGGUCAAGGACACCUCCUACCUGUUCAUUACUGGUCCUGACGUUGUGAAGUCUGUCACCAAUGAGGAUGUUACCCAGGAGGAGCUUGGUGGUGCCAAGACCCACACCACCAUGUCAGGUGUGGCCCACAGAGCUUUUGAGAACGACGUCGACGCCUUGUGUAACCUGCGGGAGUUCUUCAACUACCUGCCCCUCAGCAGCCAGGACCCGGCUCCGGUCCGCGAGUGCCACGAUCCCAGUGACCGUUUGGUUCCUGAGCUUGACACAAUUGUCCCACUGGAAUCGACCAAGGCCUACGACAUGCUGGACAUCAUACACUCUGUGGUUGAUGAGCGUGACUUUUUCGAGAUCAUGCCCACUUACGCCAAGAACAUUGUGGUUGGGUUUGCAAGAAUGAACGGGAGGACCGUUGGGAUUGUGGGCAACCAACCUAAGGUGGCUUCAGGGUUUGUGGAUGACAUCAUCCAGCCUUCCUCCACUCGGGCCCGAAUCUGCUGUGACCUGGACGUCUUGGCCAGCAAGAAGGUGCAACGUCCUUGGAGAAAACAUGCAAAUAUUCCACUGUAGACAAAUCAGAGGAGAAGAAACUGAGAGCUGAAUUACUGUCUGCCCAUUCGUCCCCCUUCCCUGCCUUUUACAAUUGUGAAACCUGGGGAUGUAAAUAUCAGGAAUAACUUAGAUGGCUAUGUUAAAUUCUAGAAAGAUUUCUUUUGUGCCUACUGUAAAAUUAUUUACUGUAUUAAAAAUCUUAACUGGUAUUUUUUA